This is a messenger RNA of Maniola jurtina (meadow brown), 5103 nucleotides long. It is a transcript of the gene IKKepsilon, whose product is annotated as serine/threonine-protein kinase TBK1. Gene Ontology annotation, molecular function: ATP binding; protein serine/threonine kinase activity. Gene Ontology annotation, cellular component: cytoplasm. Bases 271 to 2535 code for a protein of 754 amino acids. Lineage: Eukaryota; Metazoa; Arthropoda; Insecta; Lepidoptera; Nymphalidae. The transcript is spliced from 10 exons. Gene Ontology annotation, biological process: peptidyl-serine phosphorylation. The record is from RefSeq and is a predicted model, not a curated record.
GUCUGAAAUUUGUGAAGUUUAAGAAAUUAUUAGUCUGUGGCGAAAUUUACCGAAAUAAAAUCAACUAAAAAAUAAAAUGAAAGUGAAUUUAUUUUAAUUUAAUUUAUUUAAUUAAUUACGGUAUAUUGUGGUUUGCCAAUUCAACUAAUACAGGAUAUUAGAACAAAAGGCAUCAUUUUAGAUUGUACUUAAACAUAAUUCAACAUUGGUUUAUUUAAGAAGUGCAAAACGAGUUGAUCAGUCAACACAAGAUAUUUUAAUAAACAAAAAAUGUCUUUCUUGAGAGGAUCCGAAAAUUAUGUGUGGUGCACUACCAGUGUGUUAGGGAAAGGGGCUACCGGCGCAGUUUUUCAAGGGGUUAACAAGAACAACGGGGAGCCAGUGGCUGUGAAAACGUUCAACCAACUCAGUCAUAUGAGACCUCACGAUGUACAGAUGCGUGAAUUCGAGGUUUUGAAGAAAGUGAAGCAUGAGAACAUCGUGAAACUGCUAGCUAUCGAAGAGGAGCAGGAAGGCAGAGGAAAAGUCAUCGUCAUGGAGCUGUGCACGGGUGGAAGUCUGUUCAAUAUCCUCGACGAUCCCGAGAACACGUACGGCCUUCAAGAGCACGAGUUUCUACUCGUCGUGGAACAUCUAACGGCUGGCAUGAAGCACUUGCGCGACAACAAUCUAGUGCACAGGGACUUGAAGCCUGGUAACAUCAUGAAGUUUAUCAACGAAGAUGGGACUACUACGUAUAAGUUAACAGACUUUGGAGCUGCAAGAGAGUUGCAGGAAGAAGAGCAGUUUGUAUCACUAUAUGGAACGGAAGAGUACCUUCACCCAGACAUGUAUGAGAGAGCAGUGUUAAGGAAGCCAGUGGGGAAGAGUUUUGGAGCAACAGUGGACUUGUGGUCCAUCGGAGUGACGCUAUACCAUGUGGCCACGGGGCAGCUGCCGUUCAGGCCAUAUGGUGGGAGGAGGAAUAAGGAGACCAUGUUUUAUAUCACCACUAAAAAAGCUUCGGGAGUUAUUGCGGGAACACAAACAACAGAAAACGGCCCCAUAGAGUGGGCCAGAGAACUGCCGUCGCACUGUCAGCUCAGCGCGGGGCUCCGCAAGAUUGUCACGCCCCUGCUGGCCGGCCUGCUGGAGGUGGACCCUCACAGGAUAUGGACCUUUGACAGGUUCUUCUCUGAGGUUCAGAUGGUGACCUCCACUAAACCUGUUCAUAUCUUUCAUGUUAAUAAGGCUGCUAGUUUAAAGGUGUUCCUCAAGCCGGAAGAGAAGUACGAGCACCUGCAGACCUAUAUCUGUGAGCAGACCAGCGUGGUGGCCGAGUCUCAGAUCCUGCUGUACCGGGACACUCUGCUGCUCACAGAGAUUGAUGAUAAUACGCUAGGCAAGAAUUACCCGGACACCACAGCAGAAGUGCCGUUGAUGCUGUUCAACAAGAACAACAACAACGUGUCCAUGACGCCGGAGCCCGAGAUACCCAAGUUCCCCGUCUUCCCCAACAUCGUGUCUGUGGAAAACGAUGCUUCGCAGGCUAAGACGGCGUGCAGCGUAGGGCACGUGGUGAAGCGGCGCGUGGAGACGCUGUGCGCGGCGUCCGUGCUGUGCGGCGCGUGCGUCACACGCUGGGGCGCGCUGCUGGCCACGCGCCUCGCCGCCACCGCCGUGCGCGCGCAGGCGCUGGCCGCGCACGCCGCGCGCCUGCACGACGCGGCGCGCGCGCUCGACCUGGCCGCCACCGCCGUGCGCGCGCUGCGGCCGGCCGCCGCCACGGGCGACGCGUGGUCGCCGGCCGCGUCGCUGGUGGCGGCGGAGGCGGAGGCGUUGCGCAGCGCGGCCGCGGCGCUGCGCACGCGCCACGCGGCCGCCGCGCUGCGCGCCGACUGGGACGACGCGCUGCCGCACUCGCCCUGCCCCAACGACCUGCGGCUGCACCUCAAGGCCAAGACGCUCGUCGAGAGGCUGCGCGAGUCGUGGCAGCACCUGGUGCGCGACCGCGCCACGCGCUCGCUCACGUACAACGACGAGCAGUUCCACGUACUGGAACGCAUCACCGUGGCGGAGACGGGGCGGCGCGCGCGGGCGCUGCUGCAGCGCGCCGCGCCGCUGGCUCGCGCGAGGGCCGACGCCAUCGCUGAUUGGUAUAAAGUGGCGCAAACCGUGUACUUGCAGACUCAGAUCCUGGACAAGGAUCUCUCCAGCACGGAGCUGAAAGUGCUCGCGUUGGCGGCUCGGCUGCAGGACGCGGAGCACCGCACUCGGGCCCUGGUCAACGAGGCGCAGGCUCAGUUGAGCGCGCAGAAGGUGGAGGCGCCGGCGGAGAGAGAAGCCCCGGUGGACAGUCAGAGCUGCGGCAACAGGAGCGCGCGCCACGCGCCCGGCGCGAGCGGCGCCGCCGUGCCCGCCAACACCGGCGUCUCUGCGAGCGGAGCCGGGCUGCGCGCGCUGCUGGCGGAGCACGACAACGUGUCCUCGGCCGCCGCCGCCAGCGCAGCCCUGGUGGCGCGCCUGCUGCACCUCACCGCCGACGUGGCGCCCUAGCGCGCGCCCCGCGAGCGCGACCACAGCCCGCCCCGCUCCACUGCGCAACCCAGUGACCUUCCCAGUGCCGAUCGCGACUGUCGCGACUCUGACAAACCUAGUGACUUAUCCCGUAGUUUAGUGAAAUCUGGUGACUCUAUGAAUGCCGAGCGCAGCUGUCGCGUCGUAACUAAUCCUUGUGGAAAGCUAAGUGCCGAUACAUUUAUAAAACCCAGUAACCUUGCUAGUGACCACCGCGAUGGCGUCUUCCAUAACUUUGCGAAAGCUAGUGACUCUGUUAAUACCGAACGCGACUGUCGCGACGCAGAUAAUUCUUCUCAAAAACCUUGUGACCCUAUUUGCAUUGAUCACGAUUAUCGUGAUUUUCCUCGUAACUUUGUCAUACCUAGUGACUCUAUUAAUGCCGAACGCAAUUGUCGCGACGUAGCUAAUCCUCGUGGAAACAAUAGUGACUCUAUUAGUCCCGAUCGCGAUUAUCGCGAUGACUUUCCCCGUAACUUUGUGAAACCCAGUGAUUCUAUUAACGAUGUGCUCCAUAGUUAUGUAAAACCUGCUUACUUUAUUAGUGCCAAUCGCGACUGUCGUGUUGACUUGUCCCGUAACUUUGUGAAACCUAGUGACUCUAUUAAUGUCGAACGCGACUGUCUUGUCGGAGCUAGUCCCGGUGGGGAACCUGGUGACUUUAUCAGUACUCAACGCGACUGUCGCAACUUCUUGCCAUCUAUUUGUUUAACUGAUGAUAAUAUUAAUGAUAAAAGUGAUUGUAAAACGACAAAUAAAUUGGUUAUAGUUAAUAAGCCUAAGACAAGUCAAUUUAUAGUUGAUAAUAGAUUAAAUUGGGCCUCAAGACUUUACAUAGAAGAAAGUUUAAAGUGUUUAAACACAGAGUGUUGUGGUAACACCAACUUUAAUAGUGAUUCAAAUCUAAAUGUUAAUGUUUUAAAUGAUGGUGUAUUAAGUGGUGGAAACAACGUUAUAGACGAUUUAAAUCCAAAUAUGAGAAAUAGCAAUUUAAUCAGUGAUUCAAAUCCAAAUAUUGAGUUAAGCGAUAAUUUAACGAGUGAUGAUAAAUGUUGGUGCAAUAAGGACGACUGUCGAAUGUAUUUAGAUAAUAACUGUUCUGAUUACUACAUGCAGAAUUCUGAUGUUGCAUAUGAAAAUAUUAGAUUUAAGUGCACGGAAACCUCUUUAGCUUUAACAACUGUAAAAAAUGAAUGUGGAAAUAAAUUGAAUGUAAAAAAUGAAUGUAACAUGAAUAAAUGUAACUUAGGUAAGUAUUAUAUAAAUAAUGCGACGGAAUGCUCUGAUUCAGAGACUAGUACUACAUUAGAGAGUUCGGAUGAAUCUAUGACUUCUCUGGAGUCCGGGAUCAAUACUGUAAUAUAUGAGUCUGCCAGCUGUAAGGAGAUCAACUCUUUGCCAGAAGACACUGAGGAUGUCAAUAAGAACAGAUGCACAAAACCGCACUCCAAAUCAGCCUGUGUACUUAGUUAAUAUGUCCAAGAAUUAUGCAUUUAUUUAUACUCAAUGGAAACUUGUAUAUAAUAUGUAGGUAUGUAGUACAUAAUCAUAUAUGUGUACACCUACACGACACAUACAUACAUGUUUACACACACGCACACAUACACACAAGCAUACACACGCACACACACACACACACAGAGGAAAAUAUGUAUGUAAUCCUACACGAGAUUUGCACAUCUCACAUGAUUUUCGUGAUUUGUUUUACAACUAGUCACAUUCCACAUUACCAAUAUUAAUUUAAAAGUUCACACCAGAUGCUGUAAAAAUUAGAAAAACUACAUCGAAUUUUCGUAAAUUAAGACUCAUACUAAGGAAGUACUGUAAAAAGUUAUAGUAUAGUUGUAAAAUAUUAAAUAGAUUUGCUAGAAAGAUGAAUAAUGGAUUUUCUCUAUUACAUAAAUGUAUAUCUAACACAUGUCUAUAUACAGACAAAAAUUUGACUUAUUUGUUAACUUAUUGUCUUGCCUACUGAAGAUUCUAAGCAAUCAGUAUUAAAAACUAGAAUAAAACCACAGUUUAGUUCAUAAUAAUAUGAUUGGUAAUUUAAACUACAUUGCUAUAAAUAUUAUAAUGACUGAGUUUUCCUUUAAAGAUCUCAUGAAUUGUUCCAUUUCUAUUUUUUAAUUACUUAUGUGAUAAUAAUAUUAUUUCAUACAUAUUUAUAUAGUAAUAGUCUAGUUCUCCUGAUUUUGAUCUAUUUGGGGGGUUUAAUUUCUAUUUUUAUAUAUUCCGAUAUCAUUUACAUAAGGGCAUUUUACAUAUUUUACUUGUAUGCCAAUAAAGAAUCGAAUCGAAAAUGGUGGAGUUUUAUUCCCUCUCACUUACACACUAUACCUAUGUAUAAUGUGCAAGUGAGAGGAAAAGAGUGCUACAAGUUCUAAAGUAUUAGUUAAGUUUUAUUAUAUUCCUUGGUGCUUUUACAUUCAAUAAAUAGUAGUUACUGUUAAGGGUUAAUUCUGUAUUUAAAGUUAUGAGUUUUAAACUUUUAUGCAAACAAUUGUUAUUUUACUGUUAAUAAAAACAUAAUAAAAUUCUAUUCUAAAA